GGAGACGCCCGCUUGGCGUGGCCCCGGUGGGGGGGGGAGGGCUCGAGGUGUUGUCGGAGUGCGUUCGCGCGUGUCCUCCACGCCCCCUCAACACGCAAGGCGGGGGAGGAGAGAGAACUGGGGAGUACCACCUACAGGGAAACGGGAAAGAUCCCUGCAUGCUUCCCCUGAAAUCAUUUUCAGAGAAAGCUCACCGAAGUAGACAGGCCGACUUGGAAGGCCCUCCCUGCCGGGUUCGGGGGUGGACUGCGCUCCCCAGUAGGGUGCAGCCCCAGCCGGCGGGAGGCCCCCCUCUUGGGAUAUUCUGUUCCCUUAAAAUACACGUCUCGAAUAUUGGUGCCCGAGCCUCGAGGACAACGAAUAAACAGCAUGAAAUGGGUCCACUCUGGCCUCACCCUGGUUGCUAAAAGGAAAACCGAGGAGUAGGUAUGCUGUGAACAGUAUUGGUGACCAUGUGGAAGACCCCGAUGGAGACUCCAGGUUUUCCGAUGUCAUCCUGGCAACAAUUCUGGCUACCAAAUCGGACAUGUGUGGCAAAAAGUUUGAGCUGAAGAUUGAUAACGUCCGUUUUGUGGGACACCCGACUCUGCUGCAGCAUGCCUUUGGGCAGAUCUCCAAGACGGACCCCUCCCCGAAGAGGGAGAUGCCCACCAUGAUCCUCUUUAACGUGGUUUUUGCCUUAAGGGCGACUGCAGACCCCUCAGUGAUCAGCUGCCUGCAUAACCUCUCACGCCGCAUCGCCAUCGUCCUCCAGCACGAGGAGCGCCGCUGCCAGUACCUCACCAGAGAGGCCAAGCUCAUCCUGGCCAUCCAAGACGAGGUCUCCGCCAUGUCCGAGACAACGGAAGGCCCCCAGUCGCCUUUCCUCCACAUCCUUCCGAAGUGCAAGCUGGCCAGAGACCUCAAGGAGGCUUAUGACAGCCUCUGCACCACCGGAGUGGUCCGGCUGCAUAUCAACAACUGGCUGGAAGUGAGCUUCUGCCUGCCGCACAAGAUCCAUUACGUCGCCUCCCACUUUAUCCCCCCGGAAGCCAUCGAGAGGAGCCUGAAAGCCAUUCGACCUUACCACGCCCUGCUGCUGGUCAGGGAUGAGAAAUGCCUCCUCGGCGAGCUCCCCUUGGACUGCUCCCCUGCCCUGGUGCGUGUGAUCAGGACCACCUCUGCUGUGAAGAACCUUCAGCAGCUGGCACAGGAUGCGGACCUCGCCCUGCUCCAGGUGUUCCAGCUGGCUGCACACCUGGUGUACUGGGGGAAAGCCAUCAUCGUCUACCCCCUGUGCGAGAACAAUGUCUACAUGCUGUCCCCCAACGCCAGUGUUUGCCUUUAUUCCCCUUUGGCGGAUGAAUUUUCCUGUCAGUUUCCUGGCCACGAUCUGCCUUCUGUCCUGUCCAAGUUCUCCUUGCCCAUUUCCUUAUCGGAGUUUAAGAGCCCGCUUGCACCCCCAGUGCAGGAGACGCAGCUGAUCCAGAUGGUGGUCUGGAUGCUCCAGCACCGGCUUCUCAUCCAGCUCCACACCUACGCUUGCCUGAUGGUUCCCCCGAAGGAAGAGGACAUCCGAGCCCGAGCAGAAGAGCUGCCCUUUGCUGCUCGCGUGGGCAGCCGGAGCCUCAGCACUCCCAAUGCGCUCAGCUUUGGCUCUCCAACCAGCAGCGAUGACAUGACCCUCACGAGCCCCAGCAUGGACAACUCCAGCGCAGAGCUGCUUCCGGGGGCUGACUCGCCCGUCAACAAGCGCAUGACGGAGAAUCUCCUGACCAGCCUCUCGGAGCACGAGCGGGAAGCCAUUCUCAGUGCCCCAGCAGCCCACAACCCAGAAGACCUGCGUAUGUUUGCAAGGCUCCUGCAUUACUUCCGGGGACGUCAUCACGUGGAGGAGAUCAUGUACAACGAGAACAUCCGCCGCUCCCACCUGCUGAUGCUCUUGGACAAGUUCCGAAGCGUGCUGGUGGUGACCAACCACGAGGACCCAGUCAUCUCCGUCUUCCAGUCCCUCCAGAAGUGAGGAGACCCUGCCUGCUGUCCUGGAUCCCGCCCCAGAACAUGGGGGCAGGAGCCCUGGCCGUCUCUGGGCCGUCCCUGGCCUUGCUGCUACUCCCCCUCUCCGAGACCUGUGUGAGGCAUUGUGGGGGCCCUUUUUCAGAGGAGGAGGCGGGCAGCGCUGCCCAGGCUGUGCCCAUAAACAGCCUCCAUUGCCUGAGCCCAGGCAGAAAGUGUUCUGCCCCUGCUCCUGCUAGCGUUGUGGGCAGGGGGAGACCCGGUGCCCCCCAGCAGGAGUCUGAAAACAGGUGAGCCAGGAGGGCCUUCUCGCGGGCUUCAUAUCACUGUAGAUGCUGCCAGCCUGCUGGUGUACAAUUAAAACACGUUGGGAAGUA
Hemicordylus capensis (graceful crag lizard) is the source of this 2372-nucleotide messenger RNA. RefSeq names its product NPR3 like, GATOR1 complex subunit (gene NPRL3). The record is from RefSeq and is a predicted model, not a curated record. Gene Ontology annotation, cellular component: GATOR1 complex. Gene Ontology annotation, biological process: TORC1 signaling; negative regulation of TORC1 signaling; cellular response to amino acid starvation. The transcript has 13 exons. The coding region runs from base 527 to 2002 and encodes 491 amino acids. Lineage: Eukaryota; Metazoa; Chordata; Lepidosauria; Squamata; Cordylidae.